AUGGCCGAGCUCAAAUCUCCCGACGACACUAGCUCUCAUUUAGCCAAGUAUGAGCAGGGGCUCGACGUUGAAGGCCAGGGAGCAAGGCGGGAUUUGGAGAAAAGGCUUCUACUCAAGGUCGACCUACGAAUGUCCUACCUCAUACUCAUCUACAUCGUGAACAUAGUUGAUCGAAACAACACGCCUGCGGCGCGAUUGCGCGGGCUUGAGCGCGACCUCCACCUUCAUGGUCCUGAGUACUCGACUGUUCUUUCAAUCCUCUUCGUCGGGUAUAUAUCAAUGCAAAUACCAUCGAACAUGUUCAUGAAUUACAUCGGAAAGCCGUCUAUAUACCUCCCAUCUUGCGCUGUGCUAUGGGGGGUCAUAUCUAUGUUGAGUGGUCACUUCGUUGGCGCGCUUUUGUGCAGGUUCUUCAUAGGAUUUGUCGAAGCCAGCUUCGUACCUGGCGCUUUGUUCUUGCUCUCAAAAUGGUACAAAAGAGGUAAAGCACUCGAUUUCACUGAAUUUACGCCGGUUGAUAAAGAUUCCUCAGACGAACUGGGUGUCCGAGUGGCUAUCCUAUUUUGCGCGACGUACGCUAGCAAUGCAUUUGGUGCCCUCAUUGCGGCCAGUAUCCUCGACACGAUGGAGGGAACCCUAGGACAAGCCGCUUGGAGUGUAGGUUUCUUCAUCCUGCCGGACUUCCCUGGCACCUCUGGGAGGUGGCUCUCUCCCGAAGAGAGAGCUCUGGCAACAGAGCGCCUGGCCGAAGAAGAUGGCACGGGACCAACUAGCCAUAUAGAAGGCCUCAAGAUUGCCAUGAAAGAUUGGAAGGUCUGGUAUCUAGCGGUCCUCAUGGCCGUAGUUCAGCUUUCUCUAAGCUUCAUUGUCUUCUUCCCAACCUUAACCGCAACUCUUGGUUACGGUUUGACGACGACUCUCCUGUUAUGCGCUCCGCCAUGGGUCAUCACGACCGUUUUUGCGUUUGUUCUGACAAGGCAUUCUGACAGCAAAUCCGAACGUUGCUGGCACAGUAUUUUCCCCAUGAUAAUCGGAAUGAUUGGGUCCGUGAUGGCCAUGUCCACAAUGAAUACCCCGGCCAGAUAUGUAUCUCUUUUCUUGAUGGCCCAAUCUCCCGUGGGUCCGGUGAUUACCAUGGCAUGGUCGAUGACGUCGCUACAGCCCGCUAAUAAACGGGCGGUAGCUAUAGCUAUCAUCAAUGCAACGGGGCAGUUAGGUUUAGUGGCUGGCCCUUAUGCAUGGGACAAAAAAUGGGGACCGACGUACCGGAAGUCCUUCGCCAUCUGUCUAACUGCGAGCGGCCUCAGCAUCGUAAUGUCUCUUUUCUUUCGGUACCACCUCGCUGCGCUAAACCUGAAAGCCCAAAAAGAAGAGGACGAACGGGGGCAAACAGUUCCCGGUUUCCGAUACCAUUUGUAA
This is a messenger RNA of Pleurotus ostreatus (oyster mushroom), 1419 nucleotides long. RefSeq lists its product as uncharacterized. Gene Ontology annotation, cellular component: membrane. Bases 1 to 1419 code for a protein of 472 amino acids. NCBI's taxonomy places the organism in Eukaryota, Fungi, Basidiomycota, Agaricomycetes, Agaricales, Pleurotaceae. Gene Ontology annotation, molecular function: transmembrane transporter activity. The record is from RefSeq and is a predicted model, not a curated record. Gene Ontology annotation, biological process: transmembrane transport. The transcript has 11 exons.